CAAAGAGAGACGCACAUGAGAUCGAGAUUUCUGUGAAACGUCAUUGAUUGUUACAUUUCUAAAUACUGUUGUGAUUUAUCAUGCUAAACCUAAGAUUAUAAUACUAGUGCUAGGAUUUUUAAGUGGAAUUUAUUCUGUAGUUGACGAAAAAAAAAAGACUUUCUAGUUAUUAAUAAUUUCACAAUGAAGAAUCUGCUGUCGUACCAAAGACCCCAUAUUUGGACAACUUUAUUUUAUACAGUUCUAGUCUCUGUGAAUGCGUUGCCAAAGGUGAACAAAGAUGUUGUGGAGGGCGAAACGGUUCGUCUCCAAUGUAGGUUCAACCCAGCACUGUCAUCAGGAAAAGUUUUGUAUUACUGGAUCAGGACGAACAAUGAUGGAAAAGACAAUGCGGCUAUUAGUGGUGUGGCCCUAGACCCACACUAUCAAGUGGAAUUCGCCCCAAACGACGGCAGAUACGACCUUCUUAUCUCGCAUGCAAAGUACGACGCAGACAAUGGUCAGUUUGAAUGCAAACUUAAGGAAGGGGGUAGUGGAGCCGACAUUCAUAACAUGGCUUUCUCAGUUACGGUCCUCAUUCCACCAGGACCCCCUAAUAUUAUUCCAACUAACCCUACUGCGCGAGAGGGAGAGCCAUUCACUCUUACAUGUUCCAGUGAAGGGGGUAGCCCUGAUCCACUCAUUCGCUGGUAUCGAGAGGGGACUCUGUUACAAAGUCAGCUACAGAAAGGAGGAUCACGGGAUAAGCCUACUUCGAGUAUCUUAACGAUAUCACCAAAAAUGGAAGAUGAUGGGUCCACCUAUCGAUGUACUGUGUGGAAUCGGGCGAUUGGCGAAGAAGAAAAAAUUGAAACCAGCGUGAAGUUGAAGGUUCAUUAUUCUCCAAGAGUGACAGUUGGACCUUAUAAUCCAUUGAAUAUAUUAGCCAAUAGUGAUGCUGUAUUAACUUGUUCGGUGAUCGCCAGUCCUUCUGUCCGUUCAGUUCGUUGGUCAAAGGAUAACCAUUUGCUAUCUAACUCGUACAAUCACACAAUUCUUGCUGUAACGCCAGAUGACAGUGGCAUUUAUACAUGUAUCGCUGACAAUGGGGUUGGAAAAGCAAGUCGGGCCAAUCUGGAACUUUCUAUUUUAUAUGGACCUAAAGUCACAGUUGAAAACCAGAAGGAGGUUUCAAAGGGUGAAUCUUUAUCAAUAAAGUGUAAUGUGAAUUCCAACCCACCACCCCAUUCGUUGCUCUGGUUAAAAGAAGGCGAUCCUUUCUUCCGGAAAAGUGGUGAUAUUUUGAAUCUCAUCGCAGUAUCCGCUGAAGUAUCUGGAAAUUACAUCUGUCAGGCUACCAACACCUUACAAGCAUCAGGAUCUAGAAGUCGGAAGGAAGUUAGGAACAACGCAACAACCACCAUUUUUGUACGACAUAAGCCUGGAGAUGUUGAGAUCGUCCCAAACAAUCCUGUGGCUGUAGCUGGGCAGCCUUUUACCCUAACGUGUGUAGCCCGUCCUCCGGGAUGGCCGUUACCAGAGUACCGUUGGUGGAAGGAAGGUAAAGAAGGUACAGGCUUGGCCAGAAGGAUGAACUAUACCAUCGUGCCUGUACACGUGAGCCACGAAGGCCAGUACUACUGUCAACCUCAAAAUUCUCUUGGUCAGGGCAGCAUUGGGUCCGUAUAUCUCACGGUUCAUGAGCCACCAUCUAUUGUAAUACCUUUGAUGCCACAAGUAAUUAAGCAAGAAGGAGACGCUAGUUUCAGCAUUUCGUGCAAAGCUCGUGGAAAACCUAAACCCCAGGUCCGCUGGCUACACAACGGACAAGAAAUUCAAAGGCAAAUCAAUGUAUUUAGAAUUGAAACGUUCGACCAAGUAGAAGACAAAAAUGCUUAUUUGGUGCAAAGUACACUGACAUUUCAAGGAACAGGUAGAAAACGAGAGACCCUUUCUCUUGUGGACAGAGGGAAAUACACUUGCGAAUUUGAGAAUGGAUUUGGAGAACCUGCCAAAUCUGAAAUGAUGCUUAGAAUUGAACAUUCCCCUGUCGUGAGACACACGUACAAUCGCAUGGCUUUUGAUAUGGGAGAAAUUGCCAUUCUACAAUGUAAAAUGCAAGCCUACCCGGAGCCCACGUUUGAGUGGUUUUUCAAAGGGCGUAUUUUAGACAAUUACGGAAAUUAUGGCACAAAUGUUACAGACCUGGAUAAUGACAUUUAUGUGGGAUCCCUGUCAAUCAGAGAUGUAAAAGAUUCGGACUAUGGUGAUUACACUUGUCAGGCCUGGAACCAGGUUGGAGACGAUGAGAAGACAAUAAUUAAACUUGUCAGGAAGAGUGCACCAGAUAGACCUUCAGGUAUUAGAGCAACGGAUGUUAACUCUGAUAGAAUCACCUUAAGAUGGAUUGAAGGAUUCAAUGGAGGAUUCUCAAACACAGAAUUUCUUGUCACGUAUGUAAACCUUGAGACAAGGCAUUCCAAAAAUGAAUCCUGUCGUGAUCAAAAUCCAUGUCAGAUUACAGGACUUCAGUCAAAUACAAACUACAGGUUUAAAGUGACAUCAGUUAAUCCACGUGGGUAUAGCCCCUACUCUGAAGAUAUAGUUGUUUCUACAAAAGUGAAUCUUAAAGAUAUGCCUCGAGUAGCUGUCGCUCAGUAUCAUAGAGAAUCAUACCUUGUAUAUUUUCAAGUGAACCCUACAGGCCUCAGUUUACUUGCUAAGGUGGAAGCUAAGCAAAAUGGAGAAAGUGAAUGGCAAUUUCAGAAAAUUAUUCCUGUAGAAAAAGAAGAAAAUGAAGUACAUUUAGAUUCUGACCAUGGAGAGUUUAGUGAUGUUCGAAUUGUAUUGUGUCUUCAAAGCAACGAGUCAUGGUGUGGAGAUGAAAAGCUGGCAGAGCCAUAUAUUGGUGGAGUUUCUCAAGCUGUAGGAGCCAAACCCCCAUUAUCUAAAUCAACGAUGAUUAUAAUUUCCACAAUAGCAGCUGCAGUCUUUUUGUCAUUUGUAAUUCUUGUCAUAUGUUGCUGUUGGAAGAGAAAAAAUAAAAAAACUAUGAAAAAAGAAUAUGAAAUGAAAGCAACAAAUCCUCAGCCAAAGACAAUAUCACCUCCGUACUAUCCAGACAGUGGAGUUGUGAACAGAGGAGUGGAAGUACCUAUGGAAGAUAUGAGCAAGGCUCCAGUAUAUGGACAUUCUCUUCAAGGAUUUAAUGGAGGGUUAAUCAAUGGGCCGGUUCAUUCUAAUGGAAUGAUAUACUUGCCAGAGCAAGAAUCAAAUGGUAAUGACAGCCAUUCAGAUUUGUGGAUGAAAAGUGGAGGAGAUAUACCCCCUGAAAGUUCCUACCACCCCUAUGAUGGUGGACUACCUAAUGGCUAUUACUAUGCAGAGGAUUACCAGCCACUUACCGAGGAUGUGAUGAACAUGAAAAACAGAGAGCAUUUACAUUCACCAUAUUAUGAUGUAAGUGGCCUCCCAGAUCCUUAUGCUCUAGGUGAUGAAGAUAAGACUCAACAGAUCUCUCUAAGUUUUGAUGAAAGCUUAGAGAGUGCAUACUCAACUCCUAACUCUCGAAAUCGUAGAGUUGUUCGUGAAAUUAUCGUGUAAAAGAAAAGCUAUUGCAUUUGGUUGCCAAAGGAAAAUUAAGAUUUAUUUUGUAAUGUACAGAAGGUAUAUUACAAAGGAUGUAGUUGUUAAAGUGAUGAAGUUUGCUGGUUUAGGACGAUAUUGUAAAUAGGUUGUAUUUACAGAAUGUUAUGCCAUUCUAUCGGUAAAUGUUGCUUGACUUCCUGGAAAGAUGGUGAUAAAACUGUGAAUUCACUUCGUGAGGUGAAGGAAAGUGUACCCUUGCAUUAACUUCAAGAACAAGAUGCAUCACCACACCCGCCGUAUGGAAACUUGUUAAUUUUAAUAACGAAGAUCAGUGAGUUAGGAGAUGAAAUACUUUUAGAGCAGUGAUACAUUUAGAGAAAAUAUCUGCGUAUCACUAAAUGGCUAUAUCAGAUUAAAUCAAGACCAUUUUUUUAUACUCUCUCUCAGUGACAGAAAGUGUACAUAACAUGAACUGCUAUUAGAAUGUACCAUGGUGUGAUUCGUUUCUCUUUACAGCACAUUUGAGCAAGACUGGUUCCUCCUUAACAUUGUCGCACAAAUGAUGUUUUUGCAAAGUUUCCAUCUUACAUCCCAUAACGAAAUAUUUUAACACUUAGUCCACAUGUUUUACACGUAUUGUAUUCUGUUUUGUUUUGUCUUGUGCUGAUUUUUUUUAAUUGCUGUUUAAUAUGUUUUACUGAUCAACACAACAUAUGAUUCAUUACACUUCCAUUUUUAGCAAAGUUUCGAGUUACAUUUUCUUUUUUUGUUAUUCAUAAACAAAGAGAUGUGACUAAGGAUUUGCAAUUUAAUUUGAAUUUUUCAAACUUGUUUCAUUAUCCUUCACAAUUUCUAACAUUCUAAAAGAGCAAACAAAACACUUACUUUCUUCUAAUGAUAAACAUUUGUAGUUUAUCUAGAAAAAAAUCACAAGAAAAGAUUUAAAAGAAUUCCUAGGCAUUUUGUAUCUGAAGUGUGAAAUAGUGGGUCAAUUUUCAGGGAUUAGUUUUUUAGGACUCACAGCUAUCUGUCCUGAAAACUUAUCACAUGGAAAAGGCAUGUGCAUUUCUACCAGACUGGGGGGGGGGAUAAGAACUUUAAAGAUCUUGCUAAAUAUAAGAUUUAAAAAGAAUUCAUGGGCAUUUUGUACCUGAAGUGUGAAAUAGUGGGUCAAUUUUCAGGGACUAGUUUUUUACAUUCAGUGUUGCUAUCAUCCAAGUGGAGACAUUAGCACAUUUGAAUGUUGCAUCUUCAUUGAAUAACUUGGCAAUCUAAAAUCAAAAUUAUAAUUUGUUUUGUGACGAUCUGAGUGUGCUUACUUUUUUUUACCAAAUGUUUAUGAAGAACUACAAGUCUUCUGUUUCCAAAUUGUUGAAGUCCUUAUUGCACUGCGAUAUUUAACUGAUUGGAAUAUUUAGUGUUUUGUCAUACAUGUUGUACAACAUUACUCGUAUUUUCUGUGAUAAUAUCAGAGGUCACAUGUAUAAAUAUGUAAAAUACAUCAUCAUAAGAUGACUUAACUUUAACCCGAUUAUGUUUGCUUUAAGACGCAUGUUUAAUAAUGGCAGUCUUCCUAAUUUUCAGUUAAAACUAGAUACACUAAUAUCAGUUUUAUAAAAACAGCAAAAGGCAUUCGGUCUGUUUAACCUUGAGAAAUAGCAUUAUAAACAUUCUGAUAUAAAUAAUUAUUGGUUUUAAAUAAGAUUAAACUAAUAAAUUAGAAAAUAAAGCAGUUUUGUGUAUGAAAGUAACUUAUUUCUCAGUAUGUUUAACUAAAUAGCUUCGUUCCAAGUUUUUGUUAAUAUAAGCUGUUGAAAGAAGUCUAUUGUAAUUUCUGUUUGAAUCCCAGCGAGAGGAAAUCACUUUUAUUUGAUGAUAUACGAUGAGAAGAAUUUUUUUUUUUGAUAUACCGAAGAUAGAAUUAUCAUGUAUCAAAAAAUGUUUUUGUUUGUAAACUAACCAUAACUUAUAAUUUGACAUCAUCAACAAUUUUAUUUUAACAACUUGCUUUAUUUGUAGCUUAUAAAAACAUAAUAAACAAAUAGAACUACACGAAUAAAACUAACGUUUUAAAAACACAAACUAAACAUCAAUAACAUAUCUUAGUUUCAUUUACCAAGUGCGUAUUGUCUACCAUUAACUUGUAUAGUAGUUUAUUACUACUUGCCAGAAAAGUGUUUUUAUUGCUAGAAUUGUAAGCAUAUAAAAAUUUAAAAAUCCCAUAAAAUUAUCAUAUGAUCUGAUGCUUUUGAUUUAUAUUUUAUUAUGUAAAUAUUGGAUUUCUUUCCAGAGAAUUUGCUGUUUUUUUUUAAUUAUUUUAACAAUGUAACUGUAAAGCUUCAUCUUGUUUAAACGAAAAAAGUUUUUACUCAAUAAACAGUCUCAUUCAUUUUAACUGAAGAGCGUUCUUAUUUAAUUAACUAAUUAUCAUAAUAUGAAUUUCUGAGUUUUAUUUCUAUCUCGCCAACAGGGAAAAAAACUGACAGACAAGUUUGCUGUGUUAUUCAACUUAACCGAUUCAUUGUAUUUCGAGUUUUAUAUAAACGUUUGUAUAGCUAAGUCUUUAAAUAACUCGUAAACCUUACAAUAGUACAAGUCAAUACUUCGU
Messenger RNA from Limulus polyphemus (Atlantic horseshoe crab), 6175 nucleotides. RefSeq names its product hemicentin-2-like. The coding region runs from base 184 to 3582 and encodes 1132 amino acids. Gene Ontology annotation, cellular component: cell-cell junction. The record is from RefSeq and is a predicted model, not a curated record. Gene Ontology annotation, molecular function: cell adhesion molecule binding. Lineage: Eukaryota; Metazoa; Arthropoda; Merostomata; Xiphosura; Limulidae. The transcript has 18 exons. Gene Ontology annotation, biological process: cell-cell adhesion.